Messenger RNA from Sinocyclocheilus grahami, 1134 nucleotides. It is a transcript of the gene tmprss3a, whose product is annotated as transmembrane serine protease 3a. Gene Ontology annotation, biological process: proteolysis. The transcript has 10 exons. Gene Ontology annotation, cellular component: membrane. Gene Ontology annotation, molecular function: protein binding; serine-type endopeptidase activity. The record is from RefSeq and is a predicted model, not a curated record. Lineage: Eukaryota; Metazoa; Chordata; Actinopteri; Cypriniformes; Cyprinidae. The coding region runs from base 1 to 1134 and encodes 377 amino acids.
AUGUCUGCACAGUGUGAUGGGCAUUUUGAUUGUGAACACGGAGAAGAUGAGCUGAGCUGUGUGCGUCUGAGUGGGAAGAGCUCUGUACUUCAGGUGCUCAUUGAAGGCGUCUGGAGGACUGUUUGUGCAGAGAACUGGGACUCUGAGCUUUCUCUCUCUGCUUGCAAACAGCUUGGCUAUCUAAGAUAUGUGGAGUCAAAAGCUCUUCCUCUGUCCUCUGUUGAGCAGGACUUCCAAAGUAACCUGGUGUCAAUAAGUAUGAACAACACAAAUGUCCAGCAGGCCAUCAAGAUACACAACAUGACCAGUUUCAGUAAAACCCAGUGCAGUCUGGGGAUGAUAACAACACUUAAGUGCAUAGCUUGUGGUUCCAGACCUAAGUUCAUUGCUCGUAUAGUAGGCGGUAACCUGUCGGUUGAGGGUCAGUUCCCCUGGCAGGUGAGCCUGCACUUUCAGAACGAGCACCUGUGUGGAGGCUCCAUUAUAUCAUCUCGCUGGAUACUGACUGCUGCACACUGUGUAUACGGGUUUGCAUUUCCUGUGCUGUGGAACGUCUAUGUGGGUUUGACUGAUCAACCGGUUAAUGCAGUGCAGUCUCUCGCUGUGGAGAAGAUCAUUUAUCACAGUCGCUACAGACCCAAGGGCUUGGACCAUGAUAUAGCUCUGAUGAAACUGGUGCAGCCCCUCAGCUUCAAUGGUUUUGUGGAGCCUAUUUGUCUGCCGAACUUUGGGGAGGUGUUUGAGGAUGGUAAAAUGUGUUGGAUCUCAGGAUGGGGAGCCACAGAUGAUGGAGGUGAAGGGAGUGUUUCGCUGCAUUCAGCAAGAGUACCACUGAUCUCUACAAAAGCUUGCAGUCAGCCGGAGGUUUACCAAGGUUAUAUAUCACCAGGCAUGAUCUGUGCAGGGUACUUGGAGGGGGGAACAGACUCCUGCCAGGGUGACAGUGGUGGUCCAUUGGCUUGUGAGGAUUCCUUCACCUGGAAAUUGGUGGGAGCCACGAGCUGGGGGCAAGGCUGUGCAGAAAAGAACAAACCUGGGGUUUACACGCGCAUCACACAGUCCCUCGCCUGGAUACAUCUGCAGAUGGAGAGAGAAGAAAUACUGCAUCCCUCUGAAACCAGCUCUGAUUAUUGA